Molecule: messenger RNA, 1575 nt
Organism: Hirsutella rhossiliensis
Lineage: Eukaryota; Fungi; Ascomycota; Sordariomycetes; Hypocreales; Ophiocordycipitaceae
Product: DDE superfamily endonuclease domain-containing protein
Exons: 5
Coding region: 1-1575 (524 amino acids)
Cellular component (GO): nucleus
Molecular function (GO): DNA binding
Source: RefSeq, a predicted model, not a curated record
AUGAUCAAAAGUUUUGCCCAGGAUAUCGCCAAAAUUGAGGUCGGAAAGGACUGGCCGUAUAGCUUCGUCCGACGUAACAGCGAUGAGCUCGGUUGCACUUGGUUCGACGGUUUUGAUAUCGCAAGAAAGAGAGCAGACAAUGCUUCUAGAUACAGAGCCUACUAUGAGCUUAUUGGCGAGAAAAUCGAGAAAUACGACAUCCUGCCUUGCAACACGUAUAAUGUGGACGAAAAGGGCUUUCUCCUCGGCGUCAUCAAUCGUACCAAGAGAGAUGGCAACAGAUCAUGGAUCACGUUCCUGGCAUGUGUCUGUCAAGACCUGACCGCGCUACCCCCGUUUCUCAUCUACCAAGGCAAGCCAGGGCAAGUUCAGGACUCCUGGCUCACGGAGUUUGAUCCGGAGCACCAAGCGGCGUUUUUCACAACCUCAGAAACGGGUUGGACGAACCAUGAACUUGGAAAGGAAUGGCUCAUUGGUGUUUUCGACCGGUUCACGAAAGAAAAGGCGCGAAACGGCCGGGAUUACCGCCUCCUGAUUACCGACGGACACUCUAGUCAUGUCAAUAUGGACUUCCUGGAGUGGUGUGACCAGCAUCGGAUAAUCGUUGCCGUGUUUCCGCCGCAUUCCACGCACAGGCUGCAGCCCUUGAUGUGUCCCUUUGGCCCUCUUUCGACCGCAUACACCAACCAGCUCAUCCAGUGGACUGCAAAGACACAGGGACUCAUCGGGCUAUCGAAACGCGAGUUCUGGUCGUUAUUUUGGAACGCAUUCGGGUCAUCUUUCUCGGCGGAGAACAUCGCAAGUGGUUGGAAACGGACCGGACUCCUCCCAUUUGACCCUGAAGUCGUUUUGUCGCAGAUCGCGGAGAAAACAGAAGAUGAGUCUGAGUCUGGCGACAGCUCCGUUGACUCGCUCGCCCUGCAGCAGCCCACUGCUCGGGAUUUGCGCCGACUUGUCGACAAGAACGAAUUGCUUCGAUAUGAGAAUCAGGGACUUCGGGAGACUAUCUUUCACGAAAAGCAGCGCAGAAUGCGCGGUAAAGCUCUGAAGGAUUACCUUUUCGAUCGUGUAGAUCCUAACUCGGCGCAGGUAUUUAGCCCUGCAAAAGUGGCCCAAGCGCGCUUGAAGAAAGCAGCCAUGGAGACUCAGAAGCAAGAAGAGGCCUUGGAGAAAGAACGACAAAGACGUCAGGCAAAGGAAGCCAGACAACAAGAGCGGGAGAAAAACAGGCAGAUACGGAAAGAGCUCAAGCGAAAGAACCAGAAAAAAUGUCGGAAAUGGGAUCCGAUCUCUGUUGCUCCACAGACUCGCGAGAAGAGUCCGGGCGUUCGAGACGAGAUUGUCGUCGCCAUUUCGGCUCCACCAGAACCGACGACAGCUCCGGAACACUCAAAAUCGCCAAACAUUAAGUUGCGUAAAGAUCCAAAGCCGGCAUUGACCACUUCCUCACGUCCCAAAAAGCCAUCAUUGGCUGUCGAGCGCGACCAGGAGAUGGUAGUCGCAAUGCGGGGACUUGCGCGAUCGGGACGCCACAGGAAGCGGCCACGGUGGCUUGAUGACUGCGAAGUAGAUUGA